Hippocampus zosterae (dwarf seahorse) is the source of this 1909-nucleotide messenger RNA. It is a transcript of the gene alg10, whose product is annotated as ALG10 alpha-1,2-mannosyltransferase. Lineage: Eukaryota; Metazoa; Chordata; Actinopteri; Syngnathiformes; Syngnathidae. The coding region runs from base 190 to 1614 and encodes 474 amino acids. Gene Ontology annotation, biological process: protein N-linked glycosylation; dolichol-linked oligosaccharide biosynthetic process. The record is from RefSeq and is a predicted model, not a curated record. Gene Ontology annotation, cellular component: endoplasmic reticulum. Gene Ontology annotation, molecular function: dolichyl pyrophosphate Glc2Man9GlcNAc2 alpha-1,2-glucosyltransferase activity. The transcript is spliced from 3 exons.
AUAGAGGACCUCCCGCGUUCAACAAUAGCGCUUCAGUUUUGCAUCUGCAACCUAAACAAUAGGCUUCCCAUCGCUUAUUUUUACGUUCUUACCAAUUGCGCAUAUUUUAGUAAUGCGGGUCGAACGACAGGUUAGUGGCUUUAACAGUUAGUUUCCAGUAGAACAUCCAUUUUAAAUCGCGUGCAGAAAAUGGAUAAAUUUGAAGGCUACAUCUUCACCGCGCUGUGCAGCACCAACUUUCUGGUGUCAUGCCUGCUCUUCUCCAAAGUCACCCGUGAGCAACGAGAGCCCUACAUGGACGAGAUUUUCCAUGUGCCCCAAGCUCAAAAAUACUGCGAGGGGAAAUUCAACCAGUGGGACCCGAUGAUCACCACCCUGCCGGGCCUCUACCUGGUCUCCGUGGGCAUCAUCAAGCCCGUGGUGCGAUUGGCCGACAUGAACGGCGAGGUGGUGUGUUCCACGGCCAUGCUGCGCUUCAUCAACCUCCUCUUCAACUGCGGCAACCUCUACCUGCUCUACCGGCUCAUUUGCAGGCUGCAUCCGAAAGAGAAAACACGAACGGCCGCUCGGCGGAUCCUCUCGGCGCUGUCGCUCUCCACCUUUCCCGUGCUCUACUUUUUCAACUUCCUCUACUACACGGACGCCGGCUCCACUUUCUUCAUCCUCUUCACGUACCUCAUGACGCUGCACAGAUGCCACAAGGCCUCGGCGCUGCUCGCCACCUGCGCCGUCCUCUUCCGGCAGACCAACAUCAUGUGGGUGGCCUUCUGCGCCGGCACCAUCGUGGCCGGCCACAUGGACGACGCUUGGAAGGCGGCGCAUUCCAAAAAGUCCGACGACAGGUCUGCGGCGUUUCAGGUCCCGCUUUCCCGAAGCGGCGCCAAACGAGUCGUGCUUUUCGGUGUGAACUUUUUCACUUCCGUUGGACACGUGAAAGCGGUGCUGCUGGUGGCGUGGCCCUACGCUUUGGUGGCCGCCGGGUUCCUGGCCUUCGUGUGGCUGAACGGCGGCGUGGUGGUGGGCGACCGUGCCAACCACGAAGCCUGCCUCAACUUCCCGCAGCUCUUCUACUUCCUCUCCUUCUCCCUCUUCUUCUCGCUGCCCGUCUCGCUGUGUCACCACCGCGUGCGGCGCUUCUUGCAAGCCAUGAAGAAGCAGCCCGUCCUCUUCCUCGUGGCCACGGUCGCCUCCGUUCUCCUGGUGUGGAAGUUCACCGCCGUCCACAAAUAUUUGCUGGCGGACAACCGCCACUUCACCUUCUACGUGUGGAAGAGGUUCUUCCAAAGGCAUGAGGUGCUGCGCUUCCUCCUGAUCCCCGGGUACAUUUUCGCCGGAUGGCACUUCCUGGACUCGCUCAAGUCGCGCUCCAUCUUCUGGAGCUUGGCGUUCCUGGCGUGCGUCGUGGCCGCCACCGUCCCGCAGAAGCUCCUGGAGUUUCGCUACUUCAUCGUCCCGUACCUGAUGUACCGCUUGCACAUGCCGUUGCCGUCCCUGCCCAGACUGGCGCUGGAGUUUGCGCUGUACACGGCCGUCAACGCCGUCACCAUUUACGUCUUCGUCGCCAAGACGUUCCAAUGGCCGGACAGCGCCGCUGCACAGAGGUUCAUGUGGUGAAUUCGGGGGAGAUUGUGAGGAAGCUCAAAAGGUAAUUCUGUAAUCUUGAAUGCCAUACUGCAUUGUAUGUAAGGGCAGUACAAGCAGACUGUGGUGAGAUUUUUUUUUCUACAAAAAAAGUCACUUUUUUCCACCCUUGUGUUGGUUUUUGAAUUUGUUUCCCUGUAUGUCAAUAAAUUUUGUGCAAAUUCAGUGUUAAAGGUUUUUGAUCUUCAAACUCUUUCUACCGACAUUUUUUUUCUGUCCAACUAAAUGCUUCCUUAUGAUUGUUGUCAUGAAUAAAUAAAAACGAAUA